Messenger RNA from Agrilus planipennis (emerald ash borer), 2435 nucleotides. Its product is annotated as MAGUK p55 subfamily member 7. The record is from RefSeq and is a predicted model, not a curated record. Lineage: Eukaryota; Metazoa; Arthropoda; Insecta; Coleoptera; Buprestidae. The transcript has 11 exons. The coding region runs from base 254 to 2059 and encodes 601 amino acids. Gene Ontology annotation, molecular function: protein binding. Gene Ontology annotation, cellular component: cell-cell junction; plasma membrane.
AAUAUAAUCACAAUUUAAUAAUUACUUAUAACUUAAUCUAUGAUAAUAACAGAAUAAUGUAAAAUUAGAGCUUCAUUAACAUUAAAGUGGCAAAUUAGAGAUGUAAAAUUUAAUUAAGAAGACUUCACAUUUCUUAAAAUCGGUGCAUACUAAAAUACUGAUCACCAACUGAUACUAUUAUUAUUUAAUAAAUUGUAAAUUGACAGGAGUUGAAAUCAAAAUGUUGCACGCGAUGACCUGAUAAACUAGUUUAAUGAACGAGGUUUUUAGGAUGACUGCUGAAGUUAUGGCUAGUGAGGUAAAAGAAAAACGUGAUCCAGCUUUAACUAAACUGCUAACAUCUUUGCAACAAGCAAAAGAAUUACCUUCAACAGAAGAAGAACUUGGUUUUUUAAAUAAUUUAUUACAAUCCAAAGAACUUCAUGCCUUAUUCAAUGUACACAACAAGAUAAUCAGCAAUGGAACCAGUGAUAAGUUUUAUCCGAUGCUAUCAACAUCAAUGCAAGUGAUGGUAGACGUUUUAGAUGUCUUAGUGUCUAGAAUACCAAUUUCUGAUGAUUGUAAAGAAUUAUUUUAUUUACUUCAAAAACCACAUGUUCAGGGUCUCUUAUGUGCACAUGAUACAGUUGCACAAAAAGACUAUUAUCCACACUUGCCAGAAAUUCCAACAGAAGCAGAUGAAGAAGAAGAGACAGUUAAAAUUGUCCAACUUGUCAAGAGCAACGAACCACUGUCUGGUGUUCAGAGUCCUGAACCAAUUGUUGGUGCAACCAUUAAAACUGAUGAUGAAACUGGAAAAAUAAUCAUUGCCAGAGUAAUGCACGGGGGUGCUGCAGAUCGAUCUGGACUUAUUCAUGUGGGGGAUGAAGUUGUUGAAGUAAAUGGAAUAAAUGUUGAAGGAAAAACACCAAACGAUGUUUUACAAAUUCUUAAAAAUUCUGAGGGUACAAUUACGUUUAAACUCGUCCCAUCUGAUGGAAAAUCGAGUGUAAGAGAGAGCAAAGUGAGGGUGAGGGCACAUUUUGAUUACAAUGCAACCACUGAUCCUUAUAUUCCUUGUAAAGAAGCCGGACUUGAUUUUCAAAAAGGAGAUAUCUUGCAUAUUGUCUGCCAGGAUGAUGCUUACUGGUGGCAAGCUCGCAAAGAGAGUGACCGUAACAUGAGGGCUGGACUUAUACCAAGCAGAGCUUUACAAGAAAGAAGAAUAUUAUAUGAAAGAAAUCAGACUUCUAAGGAAAAUGGAAAUGGGCUUUGCUCUGUUUCAGCUUUGCCUCUGUUAACCUGCAGUAACUACUCCCUGAAUUCCCCGUCAAUUUGCACGAACAAUUCUAAAACUAAAAAGAUUAUCUAUGACACUUCAGAGAACGAUGAUUUCGAUCGCGAAGAGAUACCAACGUACGAGGAAGUGGCAAAACUUUAUCCAAGACCUGGUAUAUACCGACCCAUUAUACUUAUUGGGGCCCCAGGUGUCGGAAGAAAUGAACUCAAACGACGUCUGAUUGCAACCCAUCCGGAAAAAUACAAGACACCCAUACCAUAUACAUCCAGGCCAAUGAAACCAGGAGAAAUCAAUGGGAAGGAGUAUUUCUUCGUUUCACGUGAAAAAAUGGAAGAAGAUAUUGAAGCAAGUAAAUUUAUAGAAUUUGGAGAAUAUAAAGGUAAUCUGUAUGGAACGUCUUCAGAGAGCGUAAAAGCCUUGGUUAAUUCGGGUUAUGUGUGUAUUUUAAACCCACAUUACCAGGCUUUGAAAAUGCUAAGGAAUGCCCAGUUAAAACCGUAUAUUAUCUAUGUAAAACCGCCACGGUUGGAUGUCCUUAAAGAGACAAGAAAUGCUGCCAGUGCUCGAUCCACGUUCGAUGUUCAUAAUUCUAGAGGAUUUACAGAAGAAGAAUUUAAUACAAUUAUGAAAUCCUCAGCUCGCAUAGAGUUCUUGUACUCGCAUUUAUUCGAUGAAACCAUCGUUAAUGAAGAUCUUGCAAAAGCUUUGAGACAACUUGUUGAGGCAGUGAAUCGUGUUGAGACCGAGCCUCUUUGGGUGCCCGCUUCGUGGGUUCAGUAGAAAAGAGGAAACGAAAAGAAUUUAAUACCAAAGAUAAUGCACCUACCACGAAUAUUUAUUGUUUUUGUUUUUAAUAGAAUUAGUGAAACACCAGUCUCUCAAUUGGAUUUCAAAUCCGGUGACCGCUUGUUGGUACUGAUUGAAAUCGACGUGAUACUUAAUACGCAAUCGGAUUUUUAUAGCAUGUAACCAAAAUAAUUAAUUAAUACAAAGGUAUGUAUGUUUUCCCUUCCAAAUAGUAGAGUAUGCAGGGUGAUUUAGUUUUUCUCUGUGGUUUUCAUUAUUUAGAAUAUGUUGAACAUUAUGAUUAUUUUCGCUAAAUUAAAAAUUUAAUAUAUGUAAUUACAUUUUUCAUUUUUAUACAUGAAAAAUGUAU